Molecule: messenger RNA, 707 nt
Organism: Thecamonas trahens ATCC 50062
Lineage: Eukaryota; Apusomonadida; Apusomonadidae
Product: COMM domain-containing protein 5
Exons: 2
Cellular component (GO): nucleus
Source: RefSeq, a predicted model, not a curated record
CAUGUCGGGCGAGGUCGAGUUCCUGGGCACGCCCCUGCCACUCGAGGUGAAGAAUGCCAUGCCACUGAUGCGCAAGGUGCCCGGGCCAGCCUUUACCGCCCUGCUGCAGGGUGUGGUGCUGGGGACAGAGGUGCCCGAGUCUGUUAUGGCCGCCCUAGGCCCUGACGCUGUCGACAUUGUGUACACAGCGUUGCAGGUCAUUGUCGACGCUGCCGUCCGCCUCCAAGUCAAGACCAUUGACUUUCAGACCGCCAUGCGCAACCUCAACAUGCCCGACGCAUACAUCAAGACCAUGUCCAAGGUUCUCCGUGCAAAGCGGUCGGAGAUGAUCGCGUCGCGGCUCGACUCGCGCAUCUCGUACCCGUCGAUCAAGCGGCUGCGGUGGCGGGUCGACGUUGCCAUCUCCACAUCAGCCAUGACCCGGGUCCUCAAACCGGCCAUCCUGAUGGAGCUCUCGCUCUCGGACGGAAGCAAGAAGCAGUUUGAGGUGAGCCAAGAAAAGUUUAACGACCUCCGCUACAACGUCGCCCUCCUCCUCAAGGGAAUGGAGGAUGUCGAGGGCAACGUCAUCAUGAAGAGCAAGAAGGACACACUCAAGCGAUGAGCGUUGACCGGCGUCGUCCGGCGCAAGCAGCGUCGAUCAUCGUCGAUCAUCGGCGAGCAGCGAGGCAAAGGUACUUGGUAAACUGGCCAGGUGGGCAUAGAUA